Vicia faba (fava bean) is the source of this 324-nucleotide messenger RNA. NCBI's taxonomy places the organism in Eukaryota, Viridiplantae, Streptophyta, Magnoliopsida, Fabales, Fabaceae. The record is from the annotation of a GenBank genome assembly.
AUGAUGGUGAACAACUGUGAAGAAUUUAGACCAUGUGACGGACCUGAACAAGGAUCCCGAUGGACCCUGGUUUUUUAUGGGGCGUCCAACGCACUUGGCAAUGGUAUAGGUGUUGUACUCAUAUCCCCUGAAGGAUGUCAUACUCCCUUUACGUUGGACUUCUAUCUGGAGAAUGAGGAGCUUUCAGUGCAAGGUGAUGAUUGGAAAAGCUUCCUUGAGGUCCAGGGAUGCUUUUUCAAUGCUUACUUUGUCUUGAAACUCCUUGUAUCGAGCUGUGGAACUUCAACUGCAAAAGGAAAAAUUAAAAAUGGUGGAAACUGUUAG